Messenger RNA from Halteromyces radiatus, 1089 nucleotides. RefSeq lists its product as uncharacterized. The record is from RefSeq and is a predicted model, not a curated record. The transcript has 2 exons. Lineage: Eukaryota; Fungi; Mucoromycota; Mucoromycetes; Mucorales; Cunninghamellaceae. Bases 170 to 781 code for a protein of 203 amino acids.
CUUUUUUCCCUUUUUCUUUUCACUUUUCCUCUCCUUUUUGUUAUUUUUCCGUUCCCCCAUUUUUUUUUUUUUAUAUACUUGUGUAUUACCUCCCGCAAAACUCACACUAUAUUAGUCUUUUGUGUGUCUGUGUGUCUGUGUGUGUGUUGUCUUACGAGAGAGGAGAAAAAUGGAAUAUUCAGAUCUCUUUCUUAUGCAGCGCCUCGCAUCGAUUAGCCGCCAGAAAAUCUAUCCUCCUACUCAAUCCAAAGUAGAAAUGCCCUUAUGGAAAACAUUACAUAUCACAAAACUCUGGAAUAAUGCUCGAGAACAAGAAAUAUAUUUAACACAACAACAACAACAGAAAGGAGAAUGGUGGUUUCAUCAACAAGACGCUUAUCUUUCUCACCAAUUACUAGACGGUUACUUACCAUCUUGGUUCGAAGACUCAACAACUACAACAACAACAACAUCAACAACAACGAACACUUCACUUCUUACUCAUUCAACAAAUAUGGACCAAAGCAACAAAACCACUAGUAGUUUGGAUUUGAUAGAGGAUGACGAAGACGAAGAUGAAGAAGAAGAACAGGAUACAACAACAACAACUGAAUCUGAACGUACUUCUUCAUUAUUAUCUCAUACUCCUGUGGAAGCUUUAUGGACUCAAGACGACUUGGUAUCUUUAUUAACUGUGACUCAAGAUAGAAAACGAAAACAUGAAGAUGAUCCAUCAGAUUCUACACCUGCUACUCGUACUCCUCCUCCUUCUUCUCCUCCUCCUCCUAUGGUGAAAGUAUAGAUAUUUUUAUAUAUACACAUCAUCAUCUCUGAUCUAUUAUACAUCUCACAACACGUAUUAUAGUUUUAUACCCUUCCUUUAUCGACUCUCUUUGAUUACCCAUCUUUUCCUUUUUGCAUUCGAAAUCCUCUUUUCACAUUUUUACAUACUAGUUAGCUUCUUCAAUUUUUAUAUAUACAUAUUAACUUCUUAUCUUUCCUUUAUUUUCCCUAAAAAAAUAACAACAACAAUCUUUAGUACAUACUUUUUUCCCCCCUUCAUCUUUUGUACAUUAAAAAAAAAUAAAAAAACCCUUUCAUUUGAUUCUU